Molecule: messenger RNA, 339 nt
Organism: Mesorhabditis belari
Lineage: Eukaryota; Metazoa; Nematoda; Chromadorea; Rhabditida; Rhabditidae
Source: the annotation of a GenBank genome assembly
AUGCCAAAAGAGCAAUACAUGUGCCAAUUGUGCGCAAAUCAUGGAGUGUACAAUCAACCGAAAAAAGGACACAAACAAAAAUGCCUUUUCAAGGAAUGUCCAUGUUCCCUUUGUGCGUUGAACACAAAGCGGCGAGCUCUCGAUCAAAUCGAGCGACAAUUGAAAACAAAUGGAGUUGAACAAUCCAGCCCCACAUCAUCAACAUCAAAUGAAUUGCCGAUCAUGAUUGAUACUGCUUCUCCAUCACCGACUUUUCUACCGGAUUUAUCAUCCACAUCAAUAAGCUCCACUCCAUCAACAAGUCAUGUAAAUUUUGUGGAAAAAAGUGAGUUCUUUCAC